CUCUGAGGGCUCUCCUACAGUUUGGCUGGGCACUGACUCCUGCCUACCCAAUUAAAAGGAAAGGGUUCCAGCCCCUCACUCCUUUGUGAAGUGGGAACAUUGCCCUUUGCCUCACUAACAGCCUAUUUUAAGGGAGAAAUUUUAACCCUUAGAGGCUUUGACACAGAAGCACUAGUUAGCUUGUAUUCUACUUGAAGGUGUGGAAGCCAACGUUGCCCAUUUCAGCAACCCUGCCAGUUACCACUGCUAGACGACCUAAGUUUUUUUGUUGUUGUUGUUUUCUUCCUGUCCACCACUCCUUGAAUUUAAAGUCUCACAUUGAACCAACCAAAUGGCAGUGUAAGGCCUCAUUGGCAACCUGGGUCCCAGAAUGUGGCCUAAAUCUAUUUGCUUGCCAGCCUUUGAGAUCUAAGGAAGUUACUGCACAUGAAAGAAAGGAAAGAAUUGAGAUAGCCGUCUUCUGGUGAUACUGUAUAUUUGGAUCAGGUUCAUUUAUUCAUUUGCUCAUUUGUUUAUUUGUUCAUAUUCAGAGACUCACAGUCAAGUAGGAGAGACUGAGAGUAGAUCAUCACAGCAGUCGAUGUGUAUUUGGAGGAGAAAGAUUUUGUAUUAGCAGGUUCCUGCUGUACGAGUGUCAUAUAACAACUCCCAAACCUCAGUGGCUUCCAACAACAAAUAUUUAGUUUUUUCUUUUAUAUCUGUAGGUCAGAGGGGAUUCCUGCUUCAGGGGGGUCACUUUCAGGUCUGUCCUUGUAUCUCUUUCUGGAACCCAGGAUGAAGAGGCAAUGGAUAAUUGGGACAAGCUCUUCUCAUGGCAUGUGGCAGGAGUACAAGAAGCCAGGUCAAACCACAGAAGCACAUUUACAGCCUAUGCUUGUACCACAUUUGCUAACAUUCCAUUGGCCAAAGCGAGUCACAGGCCAAGCCCAACAUUAGGAGGGUAGGUGAUGCUCUGAUGCUGCCCCUCCUUGUGAAUUGAUGACGGGUACAGAGAGAGAAUAAACUGCGUCUAAGACGGAACCAGAGAAAGAGUGUGCUGGGAGCCACCGUAGGAACAAGCGACCUGUCUGGCAAGGAAUACAGCAUCCUUCUGAGAGCCUCUUCUCGACAUUAUCCCACAGACCAAGACUUCUUUGUGGGAAAGAACACUUAGGAUCUUGCUAUCAGCUGCCCUAAACUUUUGCUGAGCCAAAAUAAGACUUUUGCUGCAGAACUGAACAAGAUAUUUCAUUUUUGUGUCUUUUAAUCUUCCUGGUUGCAGUGUUAGUUAUUCAGCCCUGAGAAUUUUGAGUCACAUUUGUUGCUAUUAUUUUUGCAUGCACUUUUCAAAAUGAUUGACUUAAGCUUCCUGACUGAAGAGGAACAAGAGGCCAUCAUGAAGGUUUUGCAACGGGAUGCUGCUCUGAAGAGGGCCGAAGAAGAGAGAGUCAGACAUUUGCCCGAAAAAAUUAAGGAUGACCAGCAGCUGAAGAAUAUGAGUGGCCAAUGGUUUUAUGAAGCCAAGGCAAAAAGGCACAGAGACAAAAUCCAUGGCGCAGAUAUCAUCAGAGCAUCUAUGAGAAAGAAGAGGCCCCAGGUAGCAGCUGAGCAGAGUAAAGACAGAGCAAAUGGGACAAAGGAAAGCUGGGUGAAUAAUGUCAACAAAGAUGCUUUACUUCCUCCAGAGCUGGCUGGCGUUGUAGAAGAGCCAGAAGAAGAUGCAGCACCAGCAAGCCCAAGUUCCAGUGUGGUAAAUCCAGCUUCCACUGUGAUUGAUAUGUCCCAGGAAAACACAAAGAAACCAAAUGUGUCUCCAGAGAAGCAGAGGAAGAAUCCAUUUAAUAGCUCCAAGUUGCCAGAAGGUCACUCGUCACAACAAACUAAAAAUGAACAGUCAAAAAAUGGAAGAACUGGUUUAUUUCAGAAUUCAGAAGAGGAUGAAUUGUCAGAAUCAAAAGAAAAGUCAGCUGUCACAGAUACUUCAAUCCAAAAGUUAGAGAAAUCAAAGCAGACUGUGCCAGGCCUUUCAAAUGGGUCCCAAAUCAAGGCUCCAAUCCCCAAAGCCAGGAAGAUGAUCUACAAAUCAACUGAUUUAAACAAAGAUGAUAACCAGUCUUUUCCUAGACAAAGGACAGACUCCCUGAAAGCGAGAGGGGCUCCGAGAGGAAUCCUCAAGCGCAACUCCAGUUCCAGUAGCACAGACUCAGAAACCCUUCGUUAUAAUCACAGCUUUGAACCCAAAAGCAAAAUUGUGUCACCUGGCCUAACCAUCCAUGAGAGAAUUUCUGAGAAGGAGCAUUCUUUAGAAGACAGCUCUUCCCCAAACUCCCUGGAGCCAUUAAAGCAUGUGAGAUUCUCUGCAGUGAAGGAUGAGCUUCCACAGAGUCCUGGGCUAAUCCAUGGCCAGGAAGUAGGAGAAUUUAGUGUUUUAGAAUCUGACAGGUUGAAAAAUGCAACAGAAGAUGCAGGGGACACAGAGGAGUUUCAGAGUGACCCUAAGCCUUCUCAAUACGGAAGGUCUUUGCUUUUUCAUCAGUCAGCCUCAAGCCCAAAUGUAUCAAAAAGUGAAACACAUCAGCCAGUGACUUCUGGUUCUUUUCUAAUUAAUGGGCUCCAUUCUCAUUCAGAAGUUUUAGCUGCAAGACCACAGUCCAUGGAGAAUUCACCAACCAUCAAUGAACACAAAGAUAAAUCAUCAGAAUUAACAAGACUUGAAUCUGUAUUACCCAGAAGCCCUGCUGAUGAACUGUCUCAUUGUGUUGAGCCUGAGCCGUCUCAGGUGCCAGGUGGCAGUUCUAGAGACCAUCAGCAAGGUAAGCCCCCUCCUGUCCCGGCUCUAAAAGCUAAGACAUCUUCACGUUCUAGUCCAUAUGCCACUGAGAUACAGAAGUCAACUGAUGAUUCCAUAUUUAAAGUUCUAGACUGGUUUAACCGAAGUUCUUAUUCAGAUGACAAUAAGUCAUUCCUCCAACAUCCCCGAGGAAUAGAGUCCAAAGAAAAAACAGACUCAAAAUCACAGGUUGCUAUUGACUUGGUGACAGAUGACACUACUUUAAAAGAAAAUGGCUCGAAGAACCUAUCAUCCAGCAAAAUUGAAUCGAAGCCUGUGAGAUCUGAUUCAACAUUCCAAGUAGAGGGAGAUAUGCUGGUUUCUGAAAGUUGCCAAGAUGCUAAUGUGAACAUCAAAUCCAAAUUCAUGAAUUUGUCCCAACAAGGUGCCCCAAAGGAAGGCCCAUGUAUAUUGCCAUUUGAAAGCUAUGGCACCCCAAGUCAAAGGAGCAAAAAUAUGGACUAUAGCCAAGAUUCAAAAAGCGUAGGAAAAGGGAACGGGUUAUCUCCUCCAAAAAGGAACUAUUCCUACAAUAUUCGCAAGGAAUCUGAUGCAGAAAACCAAGUUCCAUGCAACACUAAUAAUAUUGGCAACUUGGGUGAAGAAGAACCCAAGUUUCAUGCUCAUGAAGAAAAUAGAGGACACUCAGAAGUGCAUUUUGACUCUUCAACAAUUGUCAAAGAACCAGGUUUGAAAGAUAACAUGAAAGCAGAGAGAAAGAGCAAAGGAGGAAAUACCUAUAUCCUGAAAGCUUCCUUAGAGCCAGAGAAUAUUAAGUCAACACCUGGGGUUGCCAACAACGGCUCUCCUUGGAAGAAGCCUGAGGUCCAUCUCCAGCAAGAAGCUGAUGAGGUUCCCAAGAACCAAGUGCAGAGAGAGAAAUACAAAAGAGUGAGUGACAGAAUAUCCUUUUGGGAAGGAGAGAAAGCUGCUGCUAAGAUAACUCAUAAAGAACCCACAUCUUCAUGUAGCCAGGAACAACCUUCUGCUAAAGCAUAUCAGCCUGUGCAGAAGUCACAGGGUGUAUCAUCUAUGGACAGUUUAUCUACAGACCAGAGUGAAUAUAAUCAGGUCAUUCCCAAACGAGUGGUCCUAGAUGAGGAUGAUCAAGCAUCCCAGCUCUCCAAUUCUUAUUCCUCAAAUAAAUCUAAAGAGACCAAGCCACAAAUAUCAGAUCCAUCCAGAAACUAUCUUUCAGCUGAGGAAUCAGAUAAAGUGUCUCUGUUUCAGAAUAAGAAAAAUGAGCCUAUAAAAAGAUCACCAGUGGCAGACAGUUUGCCUUCUAGAAGAAACCUUACUUUACCAGCACUGCAACGUCCCUCAAAUGUUGGGAGUGAACGACAUGUUCCUUUGGAGAAAGACAGACCUCUAGUUCGUGAAUCAAAUGCCAACUUCAAAGUUAUGUCCCUAAAAGAAAGAAUGGAUGAACCCAAUGUGGAACAGGUCUAUAAUCCCUCUCAGUUUGAGAAUUUGAGAAAGUUUUGGGACUUAGAAGCUAAUUUAAACAGUAAGAAUAAUGACAAGAAUAUUACCACAGCAAGCCAAAAAAGUUCUGCACCUUUUAAUAGGCAGAAACACAAGGAAUUAAGUGACAUUAAAUUAUCAGGUAAAAAUACUCAUGAAGCAGAGGUGCUUCUAAGCCCAAAAAAAGUUAUGGGAAGAGAGGAAAUGGAGAAAUUAAAUUCAAAGGGCAUACUCCAGGUGCUACCAGAUGAAACCACAUUUCCUUUGAGUCCGCUUAGAAAGUAUACUCAUCAGUUGCGAGGAAAUGAGUCAUCAAAGGAAUACAUGGAAAAGAAUAUGGAAGGGAUUGUUACUCCAGUGUUUAAGGAAGAAAAGGAUUACUCAGACCAAGAGAUUCAAGAAUCCAUAGUAAAAACCAAUGUUUUGUCUAAAGACUACAAAGACACUUUUAAUGACAGCUUGCAGAAACUGCUUUCAGAAGCCUCAACACCAGCAAUUCAACCCUCUGGUGGAAAAGUUCAUGGAAAACAAGUGCUUGAGCCAAGUGUUUCUGAAAAUAGGACAUGGCGUCAAAAAACAGAUUUUGCUGAUACCGAGGAAGAAGUCAAAGGACCUGAGAAAAUCAUUAAUGAGCAUGUUGACAAAACAGUAGUUCCUCCAAAGGUUAAACGGAACUCUUUGACUGCUAGUCUAGACAAACUCCUGAAGGAAGCAACUGGAACUUCAUCCUCUCGCUUGCAAACCAAGUUGGCGCCCGUUAUCACUGGAACCAACUCUAAGCCGGAAGAAGGAAGAUUUUUUGGAAAAGGGAUAGAACAGAGUCACAAUACUUCAGCUGAUAAGAGAGAAAUACUAGCUCCUUUUCCAGAGAGAGAUGAAACUUUUGGAAAUACAGCUGUCCCCAAGAAAGCUGAAAGUGGUGAGUGCCAGCUAAACACAGAGAAUUUGAUUCAGAUGGCUGCAGAAGAUUCUUAUCCAUUGGAUCCACCUUCCCAGCUUUCCAGAAAGGGUUCUUUUGGGGAUGUGGCCAACCCUCCCCACGAUAUGCUUUUUCCCCAAGAUGCUCAUCUUGUUCCCCAGGCUAGGGCACACCCUUCUCAAACGGAAAUUUCAGAGACUGUAGAGAAAGUCGUUCUUCCACCCAGACCUGUGUUGAAUGAUGUAAAUGCUGCAUUACAGAAGCUGCAUAGAGAAGUAUGGUUAAGUUAUCCAGCUGGAAGGGAAGUACGUCCUGGAGAAGUGAACCCAGAAUUUCCUGAAGCAGUACAGGCAUUAGGUAGCCCCCUAAAUCCGCCAGGAGUGAUAUCACCAUGGGCUAUGAUGGACACCAUAGUUCCAGACAGGAAGGAUUUUUAUUCCUCCAAUGUAGUUCCUGAUAAAACUCAUGAACUUGGAUCUUAUUUAGCUGCCCAAAUGUUUCUAUCAGACCAGACACUUAGCUCAUUUGGUUCCACUGUUGCUCAAUAUGGCAAAGGCCUACCUCAGGAAGUGGAAGAAAUUGUGAGGGAAACAAUUAUUCAACCCAAAUCAGAGUUCCUCGAAUUCAGUGCUGGCUUAGAAAAACUACUGAAGGAAGCAACUGAAACCUUCCCCUUAAAAUAUGAAAGCGAUACAGGGAAUCUUUCUGCAUCAAAGUUAAUAGGUAGUACAAAGGAGCCCAGGCAAGCCACUUCUGAAUUCCAUCCUGAGGAAUUAAAAGAAACAGUAGAAAAGGCUGAGGCUCCAUUAAUAACUGAGAGUGCUUUUGAUGCUGGUUUUGAGAAACUUCUUAAAGAAAUAACUGAAGCUCCUCCUUAUCAGCCCCAGGUGUCAGUGAGAGAAGAAAUGCACAAGAAGGAGUCCUCACAGUCAGAGCAGACCAGGUUCUUAGGGGCAGUGCCCCAUUUUUACGGGGCAGCCUCACAGACCUCUGAAAUGAAGGCUAAAAGUAGUGGUUUGGAAUCUCAAGUCAACCAAUGUAAUAAAAAGUUGGGAGGAGACGUACAUAUGACUGAUUUAUUGGUAGAUUUUUGUGGUUCCAAAAGUGGAGUUGAGAUCCCUAGAACCCCACAACUUUAUGUGGCUCAUGAAAUAGGGACCAUUAACACUGUAAACCCCCCAGUGGACAGGGACAGUGAAAGUGGGGUUGCAGGGCGACAAGGGACUUUUCAGGAACCUGGCUUUGGAGGGGCUUCUGAAGCAAUUAGUGUGUCCAGAAAUAGGCAACCCAUUCCUCUCCUGAUGAACAAAGAAAACUCUACAAAAACAAGUAAAGUUGAAUUGAUUCUAGCAUCGCCAUAUAAGAAACAAGAGAAAGAGGAAGAAAAAGAAGGUUUCUCUGAGUCCGAGUUUUCAGAUGGAAACACCAGUUCUAAUGCAGAGAGCUGGAGAAAUCCUUCCAAGUAUGACUUUGGCCAGAUGACUCACCUGAUGCCACCCAAGGGCAUUGCCUGGCCAGGUUCAAAAGAAGAACCCAGUCCUGUUUUGAAAACUUCGGAAAAGAGUGCCGCUAGGAAAAUGCCUUCCAAAAGUCUAGAAGACAUUUCAUCAGAUUCAUCAAAUCAAGCAAAAGUAGAUAAUCAGCCAGAAGAAUUAGUGCGUAGUGCUGAAGAUGAUGAGAAAGCAGAUCAGGAGCCAGAUACAAAUGAAUGCAUACCAAGAAUUUCCACAGUGCCUACACCACCUGAUAAUCCAUUUUCUCACCCUGACAAACUCAAAAGGAUGAGCAAGUCUGUUCCAGCAUUUCUCCAAGAUGAGAGUGAUGACAGAGAAACAGAUACAGCAUCAGAAAGCAGUUACCAGCUCAGCAGACACAAGAAGAGCCCGAGCUCUUUAACCAAUCUUAGCAGCUCCUCUGGCAUGACGUCCUUGUCUUCUGUGAGUGGCAGUGUGAUGAGUGUUUAUAGUGGAGACUUUGGAAAUCUGGAAGUUAAAGGAAAUAUUCAGUUUGCAAUUGAAUAUGUGGAGUCACUGAAGGAGCUGCAUGUUUUUGUGGCCCAGUGUAAGGACUUAGCAGCAGCGGAUGUAAAAAAACAGCGUUCAGACCCAUAUGUAAAGGCCUAUUUGUUACCAGACAAAGGCAAAAUGGGCAAGAAGAAAACACUCGUAGUGAAGAAAACCUUGAAUCCUGUGUAUAACGAAAUACUGCGGUAUAAAAUUGAAAAACAAAUCUUAAAGACACAGAAGCUGAACCUGUCCGUUUGGCAUCGGGAUACAUUUAAGCGCAAUAGUUUCCUAGGGGAGGUGGAACUUGAUUUGGAAACAUGGGACUGGGAUAACAAACAGAAUAAACAAUUGAGAUGGUACCCUCUGAAGCGGAAGACAGCACCAGUUGCCCUUGAAGCAGAAAACAGAGGUGAAAUGAAACUAGCUCUCCAGUAUGUCCCAGAGCCAGUCCCUGGUAAAAAGCUUCCUACAACUGGAGAAGUGCACAUCUGGGUGAAGGAAUGCCUUGAUCUACCACUGCUAAGGGGAAGUCAUCUAAAUUCUUUUGUUAAAUGUACCAUCCUUCCAGAUACAAGUAGGAAAAGUCGCCAGAAGACAAGAGCUGUAGGGAAAACCACCAACCCUAUUUUCAACCACACUAUGGUGUAUGAUGGGUUCAGGCCUGAAGAUCUGAUGGAAGCCUGUGUAGAGCUUACUGUCUGGGACCAUUACAAAUUAACCAACCAAUUUUUGGGAGGUCUUCGGAUUGGCUUUGGAACAGGUAAAAGUUAUGGGACUGAAGUGGACUGGAUGGACUCUACUUCAGAGGAAGUUGCUCUCUGGGAGAAGAUGGUAAACUCCCCCAAUACUUGGAUUGAAGCAACACUGCCUCUCAGAAUGCUUUUGAUUGCCAAGAUUUCCAAAUGAGCCCAAAUUCCACUGGUUCCUCCACUGAAACUACUAAACCCGGGGAAUCUGAUCUUGAAAAUCUGAGUAGGUGGACAAAUAUCCUCACUUUCUAUCUAUUGCAUCUAAGGAAUACUAUACAGCAUGUAAAAGCCAAUCUGCAUGUGCUUCUUUGAUUACAAGGCCCAAGGGAUUUAAAUAAUAACAAAAUGUGUAAUUUGUGACUCUAACAUUAAAGAAUAUAUUUGAACAAGCUAGGAAAAUUGAACAUCUGCUGCUGCUUCAAAGAAAAAGUUGCCCCAGAGCAUUAAACAUGGGGUAUUGUUGAUAAGCAAAGUGUUCUUGUUUGCCAUCAUGUGUUUCACACCACAAUUCUGUGCCACAGUUAAGAGGGUCUGGUACCCUUGCAGGACCUUUGUAGGUUGUGGGAAAAAGUAGCAGAAAGAUACUCAAAGUGGGGUGUGGAAUGGAGACAGAACAUCAGUGAUGAUUAAAAAAAAAAAAGUGGAUCUUAAGAAACUAUUUACUCUGCAAUCUCUAAUAAAAUGCGGAAUUCCAUGUUAGGACAAUGAGACUGAAUUUACUGGUGUUUUCUGCCUUGAGAAAACAGGCAGUUAAAACAAGCCUCAAAUGUAUUUUAGUGCCACCCACUGGCCAUAGGUAAAAUUCAGUUGUUGGCUUGUUUUGACUUAAUUCUAAGAUAGAUCUCAAGCCUGUAUUUUUAUGAGUUUAUUUUUUUAAAACCCUGCAUAUAUAUGAUUGUUUUUCUUAUAACUUUAUUAUAUGAAAUCAGCAUAAGAGUAGUCACAAACAUGUUUUACAACAAAGUUUUAAUUAGAAUGUAAGUUGUUCAGUUAUACUGUACUUCUUAUGUAUGUAAAAUUUUCAUAAAGUAUUUUGUAAAAACCCUUAGAAUAAAUUGUCAUUUGAUUUAAAUUGUAUUAGAAAA
Cercocebus atys (sooty mangabey) is the source of this 9032-nucleotide messenger RNA. It is a transcript of the gene SYTL2, whose product is annotated as synaptotagmin-like 2. Gene Ontology annotation, biological process: intracellular protein transport; exocytosis. Gene Ontology annotation, cellular component: plasma membrane; exocytic vesicle. Lineage: Eukaryota; Metazoa; Chordata; Mammalia; Primates; Cercopithecidae. Gene Ontology annotation, molecular function: neurexin family protein binding; small GTPase binding. The transcript is spliced from 21 exons. The record is from RefSeq and is a predicted model, not a curated record. The coding region runs from base 1331 to 8104 and encodes 2257 amino acids.